Ruditapes philippinarum (Manila clam) is the source of this 5023-nucleotide messenger RNA. RefSeq names its product protocadherin-7-like. Gene Ontology annotation, cellular component: plasma membrane. The record is from RefSeq and is a predicted model, not a curated record. Gene Ontology annotation, biological process: homophilic cell-cell adhesion. The transcript is spliced from 6 exons. Lineage: Eukaryota; Metazoa; Mollusca; Bivalvia; Venerida; Veneridae. Bases 228 to 3692 code for a protein of 1154 amino acids. Gene Ontology annotation, molecular function: calcium ion binding.
GUAGGAGAGCACGCUGAUGUUUAAGGCAUUCAAAAACUUUCGGUCGGGCUGAUAUGAAAACAGGAUUACAACUUCAACAAACGUCAAACCGAGUAUAUGACAGUGAUAAAUAAUUACUACGAUUUGCAUUUCGUGAAAAGAAAUUAAAAUAAAAUUACUGAGGAAUAUAUUAACACACAAACAAACAACAACAUAGGACUAUGACAGUGUUGAAUUUCGGACCCUGAAUGCGUUUUCAUAGAGCCAAAAGUAUGACGUCAGUCGUAGAAGCCGUUUUCCUUCUUUUGGGUAUCGUCUGCUGCAAAAUUUCGUCUGCUGAGGAUUCAACAAUAUUCUUUAGCGAGAGUAUCCCAGAGAAUAAGGAAAGUGGGUUUUUCAUUGGAAACAUUGCGACUGGGACUCAAGUCCUUCAGAAUGCCACGGAAGAUGAAAAGAAGGGUGCAAAGUUUACUUAUUUGAAGAGUUCGGCGCCAGAAAAUGUUUAUUUUGAUCUGGACAGUGUCACUGGUAAUCUGAAUACAUCGGAUACUAAAAUUGAUCGUGAAACAGUCUGUGAAUUUUCUGUAACAUGUAAAAUUACUUUGGAAAUUGCUGUUGCAUACGGUAAAUUUUUUGGUUUAGUUACCGCUGAUAUCUUUAUUCUAGAUGAAAAUGAUAACGCUCCUAAAUUCACUGACGAAGUGACUAAGUUAGACAUUUCCGAGGAUGAAUCCAUUGGUACUGAAUUUAGAAUUGGCACAGCGUUCGAUGCGGAUAUGUCGGGAAAUAAUUCGAUUCAGGACUUUUCAAUUGAACAGCCGGAAGAACUGUUUGAACUUAAAGCUUCCAAAGGAAAUGAUAACAGUUUCAGUUUCAAAUUAAAACUUCUGCAAAAACUAGAUCGGGAAAUUAAUGACAAGUAUCGUGUAAAAGUUAUUGUAAGCGACGGAGGAAAUCCAGUUCAAAGUGAAUCCCUUGAAAUAACUGUAAACGUUCUGGAUGAAAACGAUAAUAGUCCUGAGUUUUUAUCAACCGUUUAUAACAAAACUAUCGACGAAAACAUCCCAAUAAACUCAGUUAUUCUUACAAUAUCAGCAUCUGAUAAGGAUAUAGGCGAAAAUGGCCGAGUUACUUACAGGAUACGAGAACGGCAGUCCGAUAUAGACACUAUCAAAAGGCUCUUUAAGCUUGAUGCAAGUUCUGGUGAUUUGUCAGUUAUUUCUGAUCUCACAAGCGAGCCCUCUGAGUAUUAUGAAUUUUUCGUUGAGGCAACCGACCACGGGUCUGUUCCUUUUGUAAACCAGACUGUUGUUUCUAUAACAGUUAACGAUGCUUUAAACAAUCCUCCUACUAUUGAAGUAAAUCUCCUCUCUCCAGGGAAUAUAGGAUUCGUCAGCAUUGAAGAAAACCAACCAAAUGAAGUAUUUGUUGCUCACGUCAACGUUGAAGAUUACGACAAGGGCGAUAACGGAAAAUUCACGUGCGAUAUUAAAAAUAGCCUAUUCACAUUAGAAAAAUUUCAAGGUCGUGGGUUUAAGGUUGUUGUUGAUGGUCUUUUAGAUCGCGAAGAGAAAGAGAUUCACACUGUGAAAGUUGAGUGUGCUGACCUAGGCAAACCACCACAGGUGUCUUCGUCAUCAUUCGACGUUCGUGUGUUAGACGUUAAUGACAAUGAUCCGAAAUUUGAAAAAGAGAUAUAUAAUGUUGUUAUCGCGGAAAACAACCCAAUAGGUGCAAAUAUUACCCAAGUUAAAGCAACAGAUAGAGACCAAGGACUGAAUGGCACAGUCGAGUAUAUGCUGUUAGAUUCUAAUGGACAAUUUCGUAUAAACAAUGCAACUGGACAUAUAUUUGCAAACAAAAGUUUUGACAGAGAACUCAACAGUUUGAGAAUAGUGAAAGUUUUAGCUGUUGAUCAUGGUCCCAUCAGACGUUCUUCUACUACAACCGUCUCCCUGACCUUGACUGAUAUAAAUGAUAAUGCACCGGUCAUGAUUCCUGCCCGACCUGAGCUGAGAGUAGCCGAGAACCAGGCUGCAAACACUUCACUCGGAUUUCUACAAGCCAAUGAUAGUGACCUUGAUAUUAAUGGAAUGUUUACCUUUGCUAUUACACUAGUGAAGCAGACGACAUUCCCCUUCACCAUAUCACGUGAUGGUGAAAUCAAGACUACACGGCCUUUAGACAGGGAGAAAAUAAAAAGGUACGACAUACCCGUGACCGUUACCGACCUUGGUGUAAACCAAUUGAGUAACACUCAGCUUGUCACUAUUUUUGUUACGGAUGAAAACGACAAUGCACCAAACAUUACUUUCCCAAAUGAUGUCAAUAACACUGUUAGAUUUAUUUACCCGGUAGAUUCCUACAAUGUCGUUACAACAGUGGCCGCUUAUGACCUCGACGCUGGUGAAAAUGGGUCGCUUAGUUUUCAUAUCAUUGACGGUAAUGAAUUAGAUAUUUUUGAAAUCGAUUCUGAGCUUGGCGAAAUCUCCAUCAAGAAAUAUGUAGACAUAAAAGAGGACAUCACUGUUAUUCUAACUACGGAAGUCAAGGACAAAUCCAGUGUGCCUAAGUCUGCGCGUGCUACGCUAAAAAUAGAAUUGAUCUAUGCGAAUUCAACAGUUGGCGCUUCUGGAGCAGACGAUACAGGGAAUAAAUAUAUUAUAAUCUCAGUUGUUGUCAUAGUAACAACUGUUGCUGUGGCAGUUGCUAUAGUUGGUGCUAUCCUGUUUCUUCGUUCUGCUGAUAAAAAGAAAUCACAAGAAGACGAAAUGGCGAGGUACUCCGAUUCUGGGAUUUCGUCAACAGCCGAUUCUAUUCGUCAAGAUGGAUAUUUGUCUGGAAACGUUGACGAUAAGUCUAAGAAGAAGAAAGAAGUCAGUUUUUCCUUAGAGUUUUCUUUAGACGAUCUAGAAGGCGGACGCAACAACGAGAGCAGUACUGACGAAUUUUCUCAAAACAGAUUUUAUGAUGCUCCUCCUAUGACUACUCAGCACGGUCCUCCGACUUAUAAUCUACAAAACCAAGAAAGAAUUGAUGGUCACAUGAAAGCUUUGAAACUUCAACAGUAUCUUUGGGAAGCAAAGUCAAGAUCCUGGGAAAACUCAUCUGUGCACCAGCUUCCACCCGGUGACAGCGAGAGUGAAACGUCACGUGAAACAGUCACGUGUGAUAGUGGGCGGGGCGGAAGCGAAGAUGAUGUUUCAAUGUCUUCCCCCAUAUCAGAAGACAAACGUUUCUUCAGCAUUCAAGACGCCAAGCCCAAACAUGUGCAGUUUCAUCCACAACAAAAAUUCGUUCAUACGUCACUUCCGACAGUAAGGGAGAGUACUCCUGUUCAUCACAAUCAACCACCGCGACCACCUCCACCCGUUUCAUACAGACCCCCAUCUCAAUCAGACAUUCAAAACAAUGCACAGAGAAAUAAUCCGAGAUUAGCUAUUAAAAACUUUACAAAUCCUACAUAUAGCUCAAAUCAUGCUCAUACUCAUCAAAUGAACCAAAGAAACUUACAAUUGCAGUCGGAACCAUGGCGGGAAUAUUACCAAAAUGGCGGCAAAUAUUAUCCGCGCAUGCGUCAUGACAGCGGAAGCUCAAUGAGAUCAAAUGAAGAUGAUGGCGGAUCUACAACUACUUCCGGCAGCUAUACUUUAGAUGAAAACGAUAUUGACGUUACUGACAUGUAUCCAAACCAAAGAGAUUUGGUUGUGUGAGGAAAUUUAUUACAUUAAAAAUUGCUAAAACUGUGAUAACUUUUUAUUCUCUGUGCAAUUUGUUAUAAUGGAUAUCUUCUGGACAGUUCAUAAGAUGCAGAACUAAAACAUAAACGUUGCAGGCAAUUCCAAUGAGAUUGAACAACUAGCUGUGACAGAUAUAUUGCAAGAUCAUGCCAAAACUUUCUGCCGUAUUGAAAUUGAGAUAAAAGAAAAGGGCAGAAAAAUCGAAGUCCUUAAAUGGAACUGUUGAUGAGCGGCUGGCAAUAAACAGUUGGCAUGAUCUGUUGAUAUUAUGGAUUUAAUACACAGUGACUUGAAUAGGAAACACAAUAGAGACUGUUACGAGAAAAGGAUUGUAUUGUUUAGAACUUUUGGUGCUGUAUUUGGAUAUUGACAAACCCUCAUUUAUUCAUUUUAAAACUGCAUUUGUUUUACACGGUAUCAUUUGUAUUUGUUUAUUUUAUUGUAAAUGUGCUUAUAAUAUACAUGUGUUUUUGUUAAAUAAUGUAAAGAUUCUGUUCCUACUAACUAUUAAGGUGCUAUUGUGAAAUGAUUUUAUUAUGUGUUCCUAUCUGAUCUGUGCAUUUUGUUUAAUUUUGUCUGGCACGUUUGCUCAAUUCUUGACUAAAUUGAACCAUUUUCAACCUCAUUUUGAUACAAAUAGUAUUAAAACUAUAUGAAGUUUAUGAUAUACCUGAUACAUGAAAUAGCUUUGACGUAAAAUUAGGUAUAGAUUACCAAAAAUAGGUAUUAAUUACCAAAAAGAGAUAUAAACUACCCAAAGAAUUUAGUUUAUCUGAAUGAUAUGCAUGUGUAUGCACUUUUGUUACUCUCUGCAUUUGUUUUGAUGUGUUUCUUUUUUUUGGAUUUUUUAUAUAUAUAAUUCAAAUAAUCAAACCAAUCUGGAGCUUCUUUGUGAAAAUGAAGCCCUUUUUUAUAGACAGCAAAAAUGAGGAGAUUUUUGACAUCUUAGUCCCUAAAAAUGUAGUUAAAGCAGUAUUUAACAUUAUGUCAUUUAAGGCACGAUUACUGAGUGAGACACAACUUUUAAAACCUUUUGACACAAAAUCAUCGUUUCUGCAUAAUAAUUAGGUGAAAAAUGAAUGUUCCUAUUACCAUUAUGUGUUUUUGUUGAUGUUUUUGUGUUUAAUUUGACUGAUUCAACGCCGAUUUGUCAUAAUCGGCGGUAUUUUUACUGCUUUGAAGUAAUGUUAUAAAUGGUUUUCAGUCAUGUACAACAUGGCGGAGUAUAAUACAUCAUGUUUUAUAAUUAGACAUAUGUUUUGAUCUCAGCUUUCUAAUACAAAAAAAUAAAAUGAUAAAUCUUA